UCGCGCGAGAACAUAAAAUCACGCGAUGUCUAUCGAGGCUCCUUGUCAUCCGGUUAGCGAUUUAUGUCUCGCUAAUCUUAUUGCUAGGCUUCACAGAUAGCUACAUAGCAUUCACUGUCGAUACCGAGGUCCACUGGGGAGUUAUAUUGCAAAACAGUGAUGCAGCCUGCAACAGCUAAGUGGUACGACAGAAGGGACUCUGUCUUUAUAGAGUUCUGCGUGGAGGACAGUAAAGAUGUCUGCGUGCAUUUUAACAAGACAAAACUUGAUUUCAGUUGCGCCAUUGGAACAAAUAACAUCAAACAUCAGAAUACAGUGGAACUUUAUGGGGAGAUUGAUCCCAAAGAAUCUAAACACAGACGUACGGACAGGUCUGUAAUGUGUUGUUUACGAAAAGCUGAGGCUGGAAAGGCCUGGCCUCGACUGACCAAAGAAAAGACGAGGUGCAACUGCCUUAGUGUGGACUUUAAUAACUGGAAAGACUGGGAAGACGAUUCAGAUGAAGACUUAAACAGUUUUGAUAAGUUCUCAGAGAUGAUGAACACUAUGGGAGGUGAUGAUCUACCGGACCUAGAUUGUGCUGAUGAAGAGCAUGAUUCUGCAGACAGCGACGAUGAAAAAAUGCCUGACCUUGAAUAGAAGACUGCAUCUUGUGUGUUGAAGUGUAAAAGUUGUUUGAAGACGAAGACUGAGAGAAAACACAAGUUUCCAAAGCAAAGAAAGGGCCUGAAGGGGAUGGAAACAACUACAAUACGGGCGUUGUGCUCCUUCUCUUCUUCUGCAUGGACUUUUAUUACUGUGUUGCGUUCGUUUCCAUACACUUACAUGAUUGUACAGGGAUGUCUUACCCCCCCUUUGCUUUUUCGUUUCACUUUUUAGUCAAACUGCUCCUUCUCCAGAGGAUGAUUUUUGAAAUACAUUUCUCUUAAUAUUUUGUAAUGCAAAUUACAAUUAGUCUGAUAAUAUACUGUAUUCAUGUUUCCCACAUUUGUGUGGCAACAUACAAAUGCCAAAAAAUUUCAGUCAGUCCAGUUUACUUCACCCAAUCAAAUAAAUAUACUGGUUCUUGUGCAAAUCAGAUCCUGUGUUGUGAGUGGUAAAGUUUGCACUUUGUGACAAAAACCGUACUACUACCAUAUACUAUGCAUACUAAAAUAUUUGGUGUCACAAUCAUGACGGUGUUCCUUCGAGUUUCACUGAA
This is a messenger RNA of Corythoichthys intestinalis (scribbled pipefish), 1201 nucleotides long. It is a transcript of the gene ptges3a, whose product is annotated as prostaglandin E synthase 3a (cytosolic). NCBI's taxonomy places the organism in Eukaryota, Metazoa, Chordata, Actinopteri, Syngnathiformes, Syngnathidae. Gene Ontology annotation, cellular component: nucleus; cytosol. Gene Ontology annotation, molecular function: protein-folding chaperone binding; Hsp90 protein binding; prostaglandin-E synthase activity. The record is from RefSeq and is a predicted model, not a curated record. The coding region runs from base 160 to 639 and encodes 159 amino acids. Gene Ontology annotation, biological process: chaperone-mediated protein complex assembly; telomerase holoenzyme complex assembly; prostaglandin biosynthetic process. The transcript is spliced from 8 exons.